Messenger RNA from Hermetia illucens (black soldier fly), 1519 nucleotides. RefSeq names its product cytochrome P450 6A1-like. Bases 23 to 1519 code for a protein of 498 amino acids. The record is from RefSeq and is a predicted model, not a curated record. Gene Ontology annotation, molecular function: iron ion binding; heme binding; oxidoreductase activity, acting on paired donors, with incorporation or reduction of molecular oxygen. Lineage: Eukaryota; Metazoa; Arthropoda; Insecta; Diptera; Stratiomyidae. The transcript has 2 exons.
UCGCAGUGCUAGCUUCAACAGAAUGAACAUCACGUUCGGUGCUCUCUACUUCAUUAUCGCCAUUUUGACGAUUCUGUUCCUUUUCUUUAAGCGCCGCUUUUCAUAUUGGAAAAAUCGAGGAGUUCCUUAUAUUGAACCCACCAUCCCCCAUGGAAACCUCAAGGAUGUUGGAAAAUCUAAACACUUCGUGGAAGCAAUGGAUGAGAUUUACUACGCAUGCAAGAAGAAGUCCCCAUUCGCGGGGUCAUACUUCUCCAUUAGCCCCGUUGCUGUGAUCACCGACCUGGAUUUAAUCAAGACGGUUCUCAUCAGAGAUUUUCAUUUCUUCCGCGAUCGCUCCAAUUACUGCAACGAGGAGGAUGACCCGCUUUCAGGAACACUUUUCUUUGUGCAAGGAGAGAGGUGGACAACUCUCCGGAAGAAGCUUUCGCCAGCGUUUACUUCGGGCAAAAUGAAAUUCAUGUACCCCACCCUGUUGAAUGUUUGUGAUAGACUCGUUGAACAUCUAAGUGAAGUGAUUCAAGUUGAGAACGAUAUUGAGGUGAAAGAUGUCCUGGGACGCUAUACAACGGAUGUUAUUGGUGAAUGUGCUUUUGGAAUUGAGUGUAACAGUUUGAGGAAUCCGAAGGCUGAGUUCCGGAAAUUUGGUGCUAAAGUCUUUAAUGCACCAAAGUAUUCCAAAUUGGUUAAGGAGUUUCUUGGACAGUGUCCUGAGAUUGGACGGUUCUUUAGAAUGAAAUUGUUUUCGGACGAUGUGAUCGAAUUUUUCCUCGGAACAAUUACUGAAACGAUUGAGUUUCGUGAGAAGAACAAUGUUCAUAGGAAUGACUUCAUUGAUUUGCUUAUUCAAAUGAAAAACGAUAAAAAUCCGGAUGCCCCCCAUUUGACUAUGUUGGAGAUUGUUGCGCAGGUUUUUGGAUUUUUUCUAGCGGCGUUCGAGACGUCAUCUUCAGCAAUGUCCUUCAGUUUAUAUGAACUCGCUGUGAAUCCUGAUUUACAAGAAAAGGCUCGACAAGAAGUUAACGAGGUCUUAAACAAGCAUAACGGUGAGAUGACUUACGACACUAUCAUGGAUAUGAACUAUGUUGGGUUAGUGAUGACGGAGAGCAUUCGCAAAUACCCAGUCCUCAUGGCUGUGACGCGUAAAGCCGUGGAGGAUUACAAAGUUCCUGGUACGGAUAAAAUUAUUGAAAAGGGCACUGGCGUUGUGAUCCCGAUUUAUUCUAUUCAUCAUGAUCCCGAAAUUUAUCCGAAUCCGGAUGUAUUUGAUCCAGAGCGUUUUAGGCAGGAAGAGGUCGGUCGACGACAUCCAAUGGCGUUCCUGGGUUUUGGGGAUGGUCCGAGAAAUUGUAUUGGAAUGCGUUUCGGCGUAAUGCAAUCACGCCUUGGUCUGGCGAAACUAUUGAAGAACUUCCGUGUCAAACUGUCUCCUAAGAUGAGUGUACCUCUGAAAUUGGAUCCGAAUGCGUUGGUUUUAUCUUCACUUGGUGGUCUUUACUUAGUCCUAGAAAAAAUUUAA